AUUGAACCUAAAGCCUCCUCCUCUAAAAUAACCAAUUUCCAGUUAGAUCUUGGUUUCUCCAACUCUAUAUUGAACUCUUCUAAUAGAAUUUGGAUCAUGUGGAAGGAGGAGGACUUAAACUACAUAUCCCACACAGACAUGGGUCAGAUCACCAAUAUUCUUUUCUUCAACAAAAAAGUCAGCAAGGAUUUUCUUUUCUCAGCCAUCUAUGGCAAACACACCAAAGAAGAAACGAAAGAUCUCUGGGAAGCUAUUAAGACCUGUAGCCAUAACUACCAUUGUGAUUGGAUACUAGGAGGAGACUUCAAUGCUAUCUCCUCUAUAGAUCAUCACAAAGGCACUAGGUCACUGGGCAGAUUGUGGAAAAGACUUGACAGAGUCUUUAUCAGCAGCCAUUGUCUCAACAGUUUUGAGGACAUUACCUCUCAACACCUUCCUAGAGGCACUUCUGAUCACUGCCCCAUCUUAUUAAAAGCCUCUAACCCUAUUUUCACUGGCCCUAGACCUUUCAGGUAUAUCAACUGUUGGUCUAAGAAUCACACUUUCAUAAAAGUCCUUGAAGGAAACUGGGGAAAAUACUGUGGGGGAGGAAUGAAAGGACUCAUGGAUAAACUUAGUAAGCUCUCAAAGGUUCUCCAGCAUUGGAACAAAACAACUUUUGGCAACAUCACUUCUACAGUUGAGGCCCUGGAAAAAGAUCUCCAACAAGCAGAACAAGAAUUUGAUGCUAAUCCUACCCCAGACAAUAGAGCUUUCAUGAAUGAAAAAAGGGCCAACCUAAUUCAUGCAACUAAGAAUGAAUUUUUAUUUUGGAAGCAAAAAGCAGGCAUCAAAUGGCUCAAAGAGGGUGACUGUAACUCCUCUUUCUUUCAUGCCAAAAUCAAGGAAAAAAGAAUCCAUCAAAAAAUCCAUAGAAUCAAAGAUUCUUAUGGCAACUGGUUGGAGAACACCAAUGAUAUCCAACAUGAGGCAACUAACUUCUUCAAGGCCCUCUUCUCCAAUCACAAUUGUGAGGGCAUGAACAAGUUCCUGGACAAUAUCCCUCUCCUAGUGGAUGACUCAAUUAACACUACUCUUACCAAACUCCCUACUGAGGAAGAAGUGAAAGAGGCAGUUUGGAGUCUUGAUCCAGAUAGCUCAGCUGGACCAGAUGGGUUUACAGGAGACUUCUAUAGACAAGGAUGGGACACUAUCAAGGAAGAUGUGAUCAAGGCUGUCCAGGAAUUUUUCCUGGGAAUCCCUAUUCCCAAAUCUAUGGGGAAAACCACCAUCAUCCUUAUUCCUAAAAAAGAAAACCCCUCCUCCUUUGAUGAAUAUAGACCCAUUUGCCUCUCCAAUUUCAUAGCCAAAAUUAACACUAAAAUUCUAGCUAUGAGACUGGGACAUUUCCUUCCUAACCUUAUUUCUUCUGAACAAGGGGGGUUCAUCAAAGGCAGACAGAUUCAUGAUCAGAUCCCGAUUGCUCAAGAAUUGAUCCAUGGAAUCAACUACAAAUCAAGAGGAGGAAAUAUUGCCAUUAAGCUGGACAUCUCCAAAGCCUUUGACAGAGUCUCUUGGGAAUUUUUGGUCAUGGUUCUUGAAAAGUUUGGAUUCAGUGACAGAUUUAAUACCCUGAUUCUUAACAACCUUAAAUACACCUAUCACUCUAUCCUUAUCAAUGGCUACCCCUGCAAACCAUUCCAACCCCAAAGAGGACUAAAGCAAGGUGACCCCUUAUCUCCUCUCCUUUUUAUCUUAGCUGCUGAAAGUUUCAGCAGAACCCUCAAAGUGGACACCAACAAUGGGAAUUUGAAAAGCUACAACAUGGGCAGACACCUACUACCCAUAUCCCAUCUUGCUUUUGCUGAUGACUUGAUUCUUUUCAGUAAUGGAUCAAUUAGCAAUCUACAGAAACUGGCUAAAUUCCUAAAAGAUUAUGAGGUGGCUACUGGACAAGCUAUCAACUUACAAAAAAGUUUCUUUUACACUCCUGACAAGACACCCACAGCCCAGGCCUCUAAGAUGGGGAAAAUCCUAUACAUGCAGAGAGGUUUCUUUCCCUUUAAAUACCUGGGCACUCAAAUCCACAGAGGAAUCAACAGGAAAAACUACUGUGGGGACAUUCUUGAACACUUUGAUCAGAAACUCCAAGGAUGGACUAAGCACCUGCUUUCCCAAAGUGGAAGACUUAUCCUAAUCAAACAUGUUUUGAGUUCCAUUUCUCUACAUAUCCUUGGAACCACCAAACUCCCUAAAAGUGUCACUACAUGCCUCAACGGGAAAAUGGCCAAUUUCCUCUGGGGUUCCAAAGGAGACAACCAUAAAUACCACUGGCAACAUGGAAGGACAUCUGCAACCCUAAAGAGGAAGGAGGACUGGGCAUUUAUAAUCUGGAUACCCUUCAAGACUCCUAUGGGUUGAAAAUGUGGUGGAGUUACACUCACAAGAACUCCUUUUGGGCAAAUUUCAUCCACAAAAGAUAUCCCAAGGGAUUCAAUUCCCCACCCAAACCCACUGACUCCCCUAUUUGGAAAAGGCUCCACCAUAUCAAUGAUACUGCCUAUAACCUAUUCCACCUAAACCAACACAACACCAUUUGCUGGAAUGAGGGCCACCCCGGCUUCAGUAUAAAGAGAGCAUACAAUG
Cuscuta campestris is the source of this 2625-nucleotide messenger RNA. The record is from the annotation of a GenBank genome assembly. Lineage: Eukaryota; Viridiplantae; Streptophyta; Magnoliopsida; Solanales; Convolvulaceae.